Durotheca rogersii is the source of this 1947-nucleotide messenger RNA. RefSeq names its product NADH:flavin oxidoreductase/NADH oxidase-like protein. The record is from RefSeq and is a predicted model, not a curated record. Bases 291 to 1646 code for a protein of 451 amino acids. Gene Ontology annotation, molecular function: FMN binding; oxidoreductase activity. The transcript has 3 exons. NCBI's taxonomy places the organism in Eukaryota, Fungi, Ascomycota, Sordariomycetes, Xylariales, Xylariaceae.
GGGGCGGAGGGCGCGUCGAUGGAAGAGGUAGGUAUUAAAGCAGUGGGUAUCCUCGCCGUCGACCUGGUGGGAGAGGAGAAGGAGAGCCGCUGCUGCAUACAGAUACACGCUAGCUUCAGCAUCUUAUCCAGGAGAGAUUAGAUCGCUUGGUUUCGUCGAGGCGGCUGAGGAUACUACAUACUUACCUGCCUACCUAUAAUCUCCGGGCUCUCCCCUCUGUUCCCGUCUCCUGUUCCAUCCACUACCCUCCAUCCCUCCAGCGUUCGCCGGCAGCCAGUCAGCCAGUCGUCAUGCCCGCCCGACGGUACGAGGGCGCGCCGUCGCCCGCUGGCGCCGCGCCGCUCGCGCAGCCGCUGACGUUCGAGUUCUCGGGCAAGGUGGCCCCGAACCUGCUCAAGAAGGCGGCCAUGGCCGAGGACCUCGCCACGUGGAGCGCGCGGAACCUCGAGGAGCGCGGGAUCCCCACGCCCGAGAUGAUCGAGCUGUAUCGGAGAUGGGGAGAGGGCGGCUGGGGCGUCAUUACCACGGGAAAUAUCGACAUCGAGUUCGACAUGCUGGAUGCCGUCGGCGACGGCAUCAUCACGCCCGAGUGCCCCCCCUCCGGGCCGCGCUUCGAGGCCUUCAAGGAGCUGGCGGCGGCGGCGAAGGCGCACGGAAGCCUGAUCGUGGCGCAGGUAACGCACCCGGGUCGCCAGCUGAGCGCCCGCAUCCGGCCUGACACCAUAUCGGCGUCGGCGAUCCAGCUUCCACCCCAGGGCAUGGGCGAUUACGCGAAGCCGCGCGAGGCGACCAAGGAGGACAUCGCGCGUGUCAUCGACGGGUUCGCGCACGCGGCCUCGUACCUCCAGCAGGCGGGCUUCGACGGGAUCGAGCUGCACGGUGCGCACGGGUACCUGCUGUCGCAGUUCCUGUCGGAGGACUCGAACCGGCGCACGGACGAGUACGGCGGCAGCCUCGCGAACCGCAUGCGCAUCGUGGUCGAGAUCGCCGAGGAGAUCAAGCGCCGCGUCGCGCCGGGCUUCCUGCUCGCCGUCAAGCUCAACUCGGUCGAGUUCCAGGAGAAGGGCAUCCGCCCCGCCGACGUCGGCGUGCUGUGCGGCACCCUGCAGGAGCUCGGCUUUGACUACGUCGAGCUCUCCGGCGGCAACCACGAGAACAUAGGCUACGGGUUGACCAAGGAGUCGACGCAGAAGCGCGAAGCCUACUUCCUCGAGUUCGUCGGCGACAUCGUGCCCCACCUGUCGCGCACCAAGAAGUACCUGGCCGGGGGGUUCCGCACGCUUGGGGCCAUGGUCGAGGCGCUCGGCAUCCUGGACGGGAUCAGCCUGGGGCGGCCGGCGACGCAGGAGCCGCGGCUGGCGGCGGACCUGCUGGCGGGGCGGGUGACCGCGGCGGUACGGCCGCGCGACGACGUCCUCGACGACUUCCUCACCUACCUAGUCGGGUCGGCCACGCAGAUCCGCCAGGUGGCCUACGGCCGCGAGCCCUUCGACCUCAGCAACGCCGCUGCCGUCCAGAGCUUCCGGACCGACAUGGCCGCCCAUCUCGGCCGCCAGCUCGCAGACCCCGAUAACCUCGAAUUCAGGGGCUACCCCGACUUGACGGCCCCGGAGACCGGCUCGCACCCCUACGGCACGCCGUACUAGGCGCAGGGUGUGCAUACGAUCUCCUAUACCUAUAUGCAUGCGUGUGCGUCUGUGUAUGGAAUGCGUGUACCCGCCACGUGGCAGUAGGUAGUAGUAGGGAGAUAUCAAGCAUUCGUUCUACCUACAUUUCCAGCCCGAUGAGGUGUACAAGAAUAGCUGUCGAUAGCCCUUCGAAAGAGAAAUUAAGAAUAUAGUCCUAGCCUGGUCGGGAAGAACGCGGAAAGACGCGGUGCUGACGAUGCUGACCAUCUCGGUGGUCUCGGUGUACUGUGUAGAAUGUAAAAGGGGGUGUAUGUAGUAA